Anopheles cruzii is the source of this 906-nucleotide messenger RNA. RefSeq names its product NADH dehydrogenase [ubiquinone] flavoprotein 2, mitochondrial (gene ND-24). Gene Ontology annotation, biological process: mitochondrial electron transport, NADH to ubiquinone. Lineage: Eukaryota; Metazoa; Arthropoda; Insecta; Diptera; Culicidae. The transcript is spliced from 5 exons. The record is from RefSeq and is a predicted model, not a curated record. Gene Ontology annotation, molecular function: NADH dehydrogenase activity. The coding region runs from base 117 to 836 and encodes 239 amino acids.
AAACACAACAUUGAAUAAAACGGGCAUCUGUCAAUUGCGACGAUUUCUCGAUUUUCUGGUUGUUGGGCUCGUAGAAAUUUUCUUCGUCCUGAAAGAUCGGCCCCACGGCAAUAACAAUGCUGCGCUUGUUCGCCAACACUAUGAAGCUCGGAGCUUCCCGGCCUCUGAGCACGUCAGCUGUGAAGCUGAGCGACAACUUGUUCGUUCAUCGUGAUACUCCCGAGGACAACCCUUCCAUCCCAUUUGAGUUUACCGCUGACAAUAAAAAGCGAGCAGAAGCAAUCCUGAACAUCUACCCUGAAGGACACAAACGCGGUGCCAUGAUUCCGCUGCUUGAUCUCGCCCAGCGACAGCAUGGUUGGUUACCUAUCUCGGCCAUGCACAAGGUGGCCGACAUUUUAGGAUUGCCGCAUAUGCGAGUGUACGAGGUGGCAACGUUUUACACGAUGUUUAUGCGCAAACCUACUGGAAAGUACCACAUUCAGGUGUGCACCACCACUCCGUGCUGGCUCUGCGGCUCGGAUGAGGUCCUAGCGGCUUGUAAGAAAAACCUGGGAAUCGGUGUAGGCGAGACCACCAAAGACGGCAAGUUCACAAUCUCCGAGGUGGAGUGUUUGGGUGCUUGCGUCAAUGCGCCGAUGAUAGCCGUUAAUGAUGAUUACUAUGAAGAUUUAAGCGUGGCGGAUACGGAAGAAAUUUUAAACACCUUAAAGCAAGGCAAACAACCUCGCCCUGGACCCCGUAACGGGCGUUUUGCUUCGGAACCAGUCGGUGGACUUACGUCGCUUAUAGAAGAACCCAAGGGACCAGGAUUCGGGCUUCAAGCAGGACUGUAAACCGAUCAAGCAGCAACUACCGCGUGAUAGUUAAAGGAAUAAAAACGCCGAAACGUUAUGCAAAAUUGUA